Molecule: messenger RNA, 1885 nt
Organism: Mauremys mutica (yellowpond turtle)
Lineage: Eukaryota; Metazoa; Chordata; Testudines; Geoemydidae
Gene: NAE1
Product: NEDD8 activating enzyme E1 subunit 1
Exons: 20
Coding region: 30-1727 (565 amino acids)
Biological process (GO): protein ubiquitination; protein neddylation; ubiquitin-dependent protein catabolic process
Cellular component (GO): cytoplasm; nucleus
Molecular function (GO): ubiquitin activating enzyme activity; NEDD8 activating enzyme activity
Source: RefSeq, a predicted model, not a curated record
GUCAUUGAGCAUGUCCCGAUCGAUCGCGCAUGCGCCGUGACAGCGGAGCGGCCACUCCGGACGGUGGCCGAGCGCGGGCAGCGCGGACCCCAGGUGUUUUGCCGGGCGGGCCCGGCACCAUGGCGCAGCAGGGCGGGCUCAGCAUGAAGGAGCGGAGAUACGACCGGCAGCUCAGGUUGUGGGGUGAUCAUGGACAAGAAGCUUUAGAAGCUGCUCAUGUUUGUGUGAUAAAUGCAACAGCCACAGGAACUGAAAUCCUCAAAAAUUUAGUACUACCAGGUAUUGGCUCAUUUACGAUUGUUGAUGGGAAUCAAGUCACCGGAGAAGAUGUCGGAAAUAAUUUCUUUCUACAAAGAAGCAAUAUUGGCCAGAACCGAGCCCAAAGUGCCACAGAGCUCUUACAAGAAUUAAAUAAUGAUGUUUCAGGAAAUUUUGUGGAAGAGAGUCCGGACAAACUUCUAGACAAUGAUCCUUCAUUUUUCUGUCGGUUUAAUUUAGUGGUUGCAACCCAGUUACCAGAAAGUAUAUUGGUGCGUUUAGCUGAAAUUCUCUGGAAUGCUAACAUCCCUCUGUUAGUCUGUAGGACUUAUGGACUAGUUGGCUAUAUGAGAAUUAUUAUUAAGGAACAUCCAGUCGUGGAAUCUCAUCCAGACAAUGCAUUAGAAGAUCUGAGACUGGACAACCCAUUUCCAGAGCUGAGGGAACAUAUGCAGUCUUAUGACUUGGAUCAUAUGGAAAAAAAGGACCAUAGUCACACUCCAUGGAUUGUGAUUGUAGCAAAGUAUUUAGCAAAAUGGUACAGUGAGAAAAGUGAGCAGAUACCUAGGAAUUACAAAGAAAAGGAAGCCUUCAGAGAGCUGAUUAGACAAGGAAUCUUAAAGAAUGAAAAUGGGAUCCCAGAAGAUGAAGAGAACUUUGAAGAAGCUAUAAAAAAUGUAAACACAGCACUAAAUGUUACUAAGAUUCCAAGCUGUAUUGAGGACAUUUUUAAUGAUGAUCGUUGCAUCAAUCUCACACAGCAGACGCCUUCCUUUUGGAUUUUAGCUCGAGCUGUAAAAGAAUUUGUAGCAAAAGAGGGGCAAGGAAAUUUACCUGUUCGGGGCACUAUUCCUGAUAUGAUAGCAGAUUCGGGUAAAUUUAUCAAAUUGCAAAAUGUAUACCGUGAAAAAGCAAAGAAAGAUGCUGCUGCUGUGGGUAACCAUGCGGGUAAAUUGUUACAGUCAAUAGGCAAGGCACCAGAGUCAAUUUCACAGAAAGAGUUAAAAUUGCUUUGCAGCAACUCAGCGUUCCUUCGAGUAGUGCGGUGUAGAUCCCUGUCUGAAGAGUAUGGUUUAAAUACAUUUAACAAGGAUGAAAUUAUUUCAAGCAUGGAUAAUCCAGACAGUGAGAUAGUGCUAUACUUAAUGCUACGAGCUGUGGAUAGAUUUUAUAAACAGCAUGGUAGAUACCCAGGUGUGUAUAACUACCAAGUGGAAGAUGAUAUUGGAAAAUUGAAAUCUUGCCUCAGUGGUUUUCUUCAGGAAUAUGGGCUGUCUGUAACAGUGAAGGAUGAUUAUGUCCAUGAAUUUUGUCGCUAUGGAGCUGCUGAGCCACAUACUAUCGCUGCAUUCUUGGGAGGUGCUGCUGCUCAAGAGGUUGUCAAAGUAAUUACAGGACAAUUUGUAAUUUUUAAUAACACCUAUAUUUACAGUGGAAUGUCACAGACAUCAGCAACUUUCCAGUUGUAGAACUACUACGGUAUAUAUGUUGGAAAUUGUAAUUGCAGUCAGGUUUGCUCCAUUCUGUAAAAUAUCACUAGUGUGGUGUGGUACCACUAACUAAACUCUUAUGUAUUUUCCUCCCUAUUAAAAUCUUGUUGCAAAUAAAGGGUUCUCUUAUUAUUUUA